Sorghum bicolor (sorghum) is the source of this 498-nucleotide messenger RNA. RefSeq names its product transcription factor MYB80. The record is from RefSeq and is a predicted model, not a curated record. Gene Ontology annotation, molecular function: transcription cis-regulatory region binding. Bases 1 to 498 code for a protein of 165 amino acids. Gene Ontology annotation, biological process: cell differentiation. The transcript has 3 exons. Gene Ontology annotation, cellular component: nucleus. NCBI's taxonomy places the organism in Eukaryota, Viridiplantae, Streptophyta, Magnoliopsida, Poales, Poaceae.
AUGCCGGUGAACCGGAUGAAACAGCGGCGCUGGGGGCUCUCGGGGCUGCAGUUGGGUAACUCCCGUCCGUCGUCGUCACAGCGGCCGGCUAACACUGCAGGGCCCCUUGUUCGGAGCAAGAACAACUGCUUCUGCGAGGAAGAGGAAGAUCUCCUAAUUAAGCUGCACACUUUGCUUGGGAACCGUUGGUCACUCAUUGCUGGUAGGUUACCAGGAAGGACAGCCAAAGAGGUCGAAAGCUACUGGAACAGGCGGAUGAGGAGCAAGCUAAAGUGCACCGGCCUAGAUCCUGAAAAGCAUCGUACAACUACAUUUCACUUGCUACCUGAUGAUGAUCAGCAGUGGCGUCGGCGUCGGCGUCCGCGGAACGCAUGCAAAGUGGGACUCCCUGAUGCCAAGGCCAAGCAUCCCGACCGUCCUCCUCCCUUCAACGGCAAGGUUGAAGAAGAGGUUGUUGCCGACGACGACUGUGUCUCCGACGCAGGCAGCGCCUGCUGA